AUGAAGCGCCAGCGAACGGAUGGUCAUCCUUCGCCGACCAACAAAAAGAGGGAGACCGAAUCUCGAUCCCAUCAUGACUACACCGUGGGCUGGAUCUGUGCGCUACCGAAGGAGUAUGUUGCAGCUGUAGCAAUGCUGGAUGAAAGGCACCCAGACCUUCCCAGAACUCCUAACGACCACAAUACCUACACUCUUGGGCACAUAGAAGUGAUACGAGAAGCCAACGAUGUGACUCGAUAUUUGGGCAAGCACAACAUUGUCGUCGCAUGUUUGCCCAAAGGUAACGUUGGCACCAACAAUGCAGCGACGGUCGCAACUCGGAUGACCUCCACUUUCCCAUCCAUCAAAUUUGGUCUGAUGGUCGGUAUUGGAGGCGGGGUGCCAAAUUCCGUCAGGCUAGGCGAUGUUGUAGUUAGCACUCCUGGACAAAUAUAUGGCGGAGUCGUUCAGUGGGACUUUGGGAAAGCCAACCAAGGAGACAACAAUUUCGAACGCACAGGGUCACUGAACAGUCCUCCCAAAGAGCUUCUUUCUGCCCUGAGCACGAUUGAGAGGGAGCAUGAAAUGACUGGCUCGAGGAUACCAGAGUACUUGGAUGACCUGAAGAUCAGAUGGCCCAAACUGGCGCCAAAAUAUUGCCGAUCUGAUUCAUUGAAAGAUGUCCUCUUCAAGGCAGAUUGCGAACAUAUUGACAAUCCCAGCGCCGAAGAGGAUAAGGACAAUGGCGAGGAAGAUGAAGAUGAAGAGGAGGAGGAGGAGGAGGGAGAGUCUUGCAUGUACUGCGAUCAAAGCAAUAUCCUACGCAGAAAGCCACGGUCCAUGCGGGUGCAUUAUGGCCUCAUUGCAUCUGGCAACCGGGUUGUCAAAGAUGCGCUGUUUCGGAAUGAAGUCAACAAGGAACUUGGCGGCAAGGUUCUCUGCUUUGAGAUGGAGGCGGCAGGCUUGAUGAAUGAUUUUCCGUGCCUUGUCAUCCGAGGAAUCUGUGACUAUGCAGAUGCGCAUAAGAACAAGAAAUGGCAGAGACAUGCAGCUGCUGUUGCAGCAGCAUUUACCAAGGAGCUUCUUACAUUUGUGCCAGUGCAGGAGGUGGAGCAGAUGCCUGCAAUCAAAGAUUUGCAAAGCCGGCUUCAAAAAGUAUCCAAUACUGUCGAUGAAAUUCGCCUUCAUCAACAUGACCACCAACGGGAUCAAGAAUUUCAGACUGUCCUUGACUGGCUCUCUCCUGUCAAUUAUGCUGCACAGCAAAAUGACUCCAUUUCCCAGAGGCAAGAAGGCACUAGUGAGUGGGUACUAAACUCAAGAGAGUUCAAGGGUUGGCUUGAGCAAUCCAAUCACACUUUGUUCUGUCCAGGUAUACCAGGAUCAGGAAAGACUAUCAUCACAUCCACGGUGGUCCGUCACAUCCAAGACAAGUUUCGAGAUGACCGCUCUGUCGGUAUAGCAUAUGUCUAUUGCACUUUCAAGCAACGGGAAGAACAAAAACCAGUUGAUCUGAUGGCAAAUAUCUUGAAGCAGCUCGCCAUGAGACAAGAUGUUUUGCCGUCAGCUCUUGAGAGCCUGUACCGCCGACUCAAAUCGUUGCAAGCCCGUCCAUCGCUAAUUGAGCUCAGAACUACACUUCGUGGCGUCGCAUCACUCUACUCGAAGACUUUCAUCAUCAUCGAUGCAUUGGAUGAAUGCAGAACCGUCGGUGAUGAUCUUGAUACAUUUGUUCAAGAGAUCUUUGCCUUCCAGGAUGGUGUCAAAGCGAACCUGUUUGCCACAUCACGAAAGAUCGAACAAAUUGAGUCUAAAUUUCAAGCAGCCACUAAGAUUGAGAUUCGCGCCAACGAUGAAGAUGUGAAGAAAUAUUUGGAUAAAAGAUUGCAGGACUCCCAAUCUUUGAGUUCCCAAGGCGCUCCUUUGAAACAAAAUAUAAAAGAUACGAUUUCCAAGGCAGUCGAUGGGAUGUUUCUUCUCGCACGACUUUAUAUCGAUUCUUUGGCCUGCAAGAUCACACCCAAAGCUAUCAAGCAGACGCUUCGAGAGUUAGAUACUAUGUCUCAGGCAAACAAUGACGAUGCACGGUCAAAAGUACUAGACAAUGCCUACGAGGGUGCCAUGGAACGAAUACAAAACCAGGUCAAAGACCGCCGGGACCUUGCUUUACAAGUGCUAUUGUGGAUUUCCUGUGCAGAACGACGUCUGACAUCAACUGAGCUUCAGCACGCCAUUGGCGUCGAGGAAAAUACAUCCGAGUUUGAUAAUGAGAACAUUUCGGAUAUCGGGCUCAUUGUUUCCACAUCCGCCGGACUGGUGAUCGUUGACAAAGAGAGUGAUAUCAUACGUUUGGUCCACCACACCACACAGGAAUAUUUCCAACGAACCUCACAACGCUGGUUUCCGGAGGCGCAUCUUCAGAUGACGAAGGUCUGCAUUGUUUACUUGCGGUUUGAAGACUUCAAGUCAGGAGAAUGUGACGACAAGUGGACUUACGAAGAAAGAUUGCGCUUACAUCCGUUCUAUGAGUAUGCAUCAACAGAAUGGGGAUACCACGCCGCAAAAUCCGCUCUUGCUCAAGAACUGGCAAUCGAAUUAUUCAAAGAUACUGCCAAAAUCGCCGCCUGUACCCAGGUUAUGAGAUCCCGCUAUGGGACUUUUUACUCAGAUCCUAGCAAAAUGACAGGACUGCACCUUUCAGCAUGGUUUGGACUCUAUGAAACUGCAUCUCUGUUGCUCGACAUGAGAAACAUUGUUGGAUCUCAGAUUUCUCCACCACCUCCGGAGUUCUCGGCAAAUGACAUCAACAUUGAAUGUCGGGAUCAUCUUCAGCAGACACCGCUCCAUUAUGCGGCUUUUUGGGGAUAUGAGGCAGUAGUAAAGCUGCUGCUUGUGAAUGGUGCGGAAAUUGAAUCCCGGGAUUAUAUUCAGCAGACCCCUUUCUGUGGCGCCGCCAACAAUGGAAAGGAGGCAGUGGUAAAGCUACUGCUUGAGAAUGGUGCGCAAAUUGACACCCGAGACUCGAAUAAUCGGACUCCGCUCUCUCACGCAGCUGAGAGUGGACAUGAUUUUGGGGUAAAACUGCUACUUGAACAUAACGCCGAUAUCAAGUCCCGGGAUAUGUAUAACCAGACCCCGCUCUUUCAUGCGGCCAUCAGUGGACAAGAGGAAGUGGUACAGUUACUGCUUGCGAGAAAUGCUUCUCUUGAAUGCCGAGAUACACAUAACCAGACCCCGCUCACACGCGCGGCCGAGAAUGGACAUGAUGCAAUGGUAAAGCUGUUGCUUGCAAAUAACGCUGAAACCGAAACCCGUGAUAUAAAUGGCCGAACGCCGCUCGCCUAUGCAUCCGAGAAUGGACAUCAAUCAGUGGUAAACCUGUUGCUUGAACAAAAUUCUGACACCGAAUCGAGGGAUAAGAAUGGCCAGACCGCGCUCUCUCUCGCGGCUGAGAAUGGACAUGAGACAGUAGUAAAACUACUGCUAGAACACAAUGGUCAAAUUGAAUCCCAGGAUAAGAAUAACCAGGUCCCGCUUGAUUAUGCAGCUUGGAACGGGCAUACAACAGUGAUAAAGCUGUUAUUGGCACACGGCGCUAAAUCUGACCACCGGGAUAAUCAGGACCGGACCCCGCUCCAUUCUGCGGCCGAGAAUGGACAUGAGGCGGUGGUGGAGUUGCUACUCGAGCAGCACAACAUGAAUCCCGAUUAUCAGGAUAAUGAGGGUUGGAUUCCGCUCCAUUCUGCGGCUUCCCAUGGGCAUGAGGCGGUGGUUAAGUUGCUGCUUGAAUAUGGUGCUGAAAUCGACUGCCGGAAUAUGGACGGUUUGACCCCACUCCAUUCUGCGGCUGACUGUGGACAUGUGGCGGCGAUGAAGCUGCUACUCGAGCAGCAUAACAUUCAGCCCGAUUAUCAGGAUAAUAAAGGUUGGAUCCCGCUCCAUUUUGCGGCCCAGGAUGGACAUGAGGCGGUGGUUAAGCUGCUGCUUGAACAUGGUGCUAAAAUUGACUGCCGGAAUAUGGACGGUAUGACCCCACUCCAUUUUGCGACACAAUAUGGACAUGAGGCGGUGGUGAAGUUGCUACUUUGCCGUGAUGCUGAAAUUGAUUGCCGGACUAUGGACGGUUUGACCCCACUCCAUCUUGCGACCCAGCAUGGACAUGAGGCGGUGGUGAAGUUGCUACUUGGCCGUGAUGCUGAAAUUGAUUGCCCCAGCAAUACCGGCUGUACCCCGCUCCAUCUUGCGGCUGAGUGGGGGUGUGUGGCAGAGGCGAAGCUCCUGCUUGAGUAUAACGCAGAUGUUGAAGUCACAAACAGUGAUGGUAUGACACCACUCUCGGUCGUCAAGAAGCUCUCGCUUGCUGGGGAGAAGACGGAGGGUUGGGAAGGUUGGGACGGUGUGAUUGAGCUGUUGCUUCAAAGGGCGUCGCGAGGCUCAUAA
Messenger RNA from Penicillium brevicompactum, 4419 nucleotides. RefSeq lists its product as uncharacterized. NCBI's taxonomy places the organism in Eukaryota, Fungi, Ascomycota, Eurotiomycetes, Eurotiales, Aspergillaceae. Gene Ontology annotation, biological process: nucleoside metabolic process. The coding region runs from base 1 to 4419 and encodes 1472 amino acids. The record is from RefSeq and is a predicted model, not a curated record. The transcript has 3 exons. Gene Ontology annotation, molecular function: catalytic activity; protein binding.